GUGCGGGGCUCAGUGUUCAGCCUCGGUUGCUAAGGAACCGCUGAAUGCAGGUGGCUUAAACAUGACUGUGGCAUAGUGAGUAAAGCUGGUCAGUCUGGCUGGUUGAGGUGUGGAGGGGACACCACAAACCACACCAGGAUUCUGACUAAUACGACUUCCACUGCCCUCAGUCAAUCUCCUCCUCAUCUCCAUGUCUAUCGCUGGAUUGUAGCUACAAAUAUGGUGACACUUAUCACAGAGCAGCUCCGUAAGCAGAGUUUGGAAGAGCCUUAUUACAAGGCUUUCUCAUUCAAUGUGAAUGUGUCAUUACCUGCAGUUGGUUCCAGUCCCACGGUCUCAUGGAGUGCUAGAUCAUCACAAGAAUCCAGCUCAGCUACACAUCCAUUAUCCAAAGCCAACCCUCUGGGUGAAUCCUGUGGACUAGACUCCCCAUGGUGUCCUUCCCGCUCUGGAGAAACUCUCCAGAGAACAGAAGUUUCUUUUACAAACCAGGUUUUCCAAAGCUCACCACCACCACCUCCUCCAAAACGCCACUGCCGGUCCCUCUCUGUUCCAGAGGACUUGUCUCGGUGUCGCUCCACCUGGCAUCCUAGUGCAUCCAAGGUUUGGACCCCUGUCAAACGUGGCUGCCAAAGUGGAGGAGCAUCUAGUUCCAGCUCUGGAGCCAGCUCUUUGCCACUUUGUGGUCCAAGUUCCUCCUUCACCUCUUCCUCCCUACACUCAUCUUCUAGCCCUACCUUCUUUAGCUUAGCACUGUCCUCUGACUCACCACUACCAUGGAGCUUUUCAUGGGAGCCUUUUGACAAACUGAAAGGAGUCUGUUCGGCCUCCUUUGCUACUCCUUCCUCUUGCUCCUCCUCACCAGCCCCCCUGGUUUCCCACUCAGUCCUGCAGCGCCGCUUCUCCCUCUCCCCUGUGCACAUUCAGGAUGCUUCCUUGGUGUUCCUGCCCCCCCAGCCCUCCCCUGCUUCUGCUUUGACAUAUAGCUGCUCUGGCAUGGAACACCCAGCCCUGUCCUCAUCUCCCACUUCAGCCUGCAGCACACCAUCCUCCUCUAGGCGCGACCUGCACCCAGCUCUACCGCGAUGCCACUCUCAGCCCUGCGACAUGCGCAAACCUCGCUUGAAGAGGCGCCAUGACCCAGAUGUUCUGCCCUGCUCCAGGCCAGGCCUCGACUUCAGCAAGAUGACACAGAUUGGUAAUCACGAGAGCCUAAUGUGUGGUACAGGUGGCUGCAUUGUUCCAGUGUCUUCCCAGGCAGAGCAGCGCUCAGCCUUCUCCCCUGCAGAGUUCCUGGGACGAGCCAGCAUUGGGCCACUAAGCGAAAGUGAAGAAGAAGAAGAGGAGGAGGAGGAAGAAGAUAUAAGGAAAAGAACUGUAAUAGAUGGAGGGCCAAAGAUUGCUUUUGAAAGAGACUGCACAGAACUGGACUUGCACCUCAUAGAAGAGAACUGACCACUCCUUGACGCUAGAGUGCGAUAACUGCAUUCAUAACUAUGUUAAGCACACCUUUAGGCUUUGUCAACUCUUCUGGCAGAGUCCUUGGGAACUUGCUGCCCUCCUAAGGCAUAUGUUCAGAUUUCAUAAACAAGAAUCAAGCAAUUAGAAGCUAAUCAAAUUACGAUGUUAUGAUUGUAACACUUUGUUCAUUAUUCAACAUUUCACAAAAAUGUCACAGUGCCUGCGUAUACAACACUCCAUGGGGAAAUGUGCAUGAGCAAAUAAGCUAGUUUUCUUGCGCACAGAAUUUUGGCUAAUAUUUUAUAAUGACAAAAGUCUUAAUUUAUGUUAACUAUUGGAAUGCAUCUUGAUUUUUCUUACUACAACUCAUCAUAUCAAAGAACUAUGUAUACUGGAGUAAUCAGAAUGUGCUUAAUAUUUCCUCAUAAGUGAUUUGAAUACACAUUCAAAGUCAAUAGAUUCAUAUAAUGGAGGUAAAGAUUCCUCAAUGCGCCAUCAGAUACUGGCAUAGAAUUUGAGAAGCCCAAACAAUAUAAGAAAACUGAUCUAUAUAUUAAAGCUCUCCUGUUAUUUGGGAUACAUUCCAGGAUUUCACUGCUGUUCCUUAAAUCAAUCACACCCAUUGUAAUGUUUUUCUUUUGGGAGUAAUUACAUUAAAUGGAAAAUGUCUGUAGUAGUUAAAGAACAGCUCUCCCUUUUAGUUCAUGUAUUUUCUUUUUGGGAGUUUUUCUCAAUUGCUUGAACAUAAACCGACCUCGUCAAUAUUAAUAAUACUGCUGAUACUGACACUGACCAUGCCUUAAGCUUAAAACAGAGUUCUUGGUGCUCUGGUCUUCUUUUAACAGCCAGACAUUCUUGCAAUCUCCAUUUACGCUGAUUCAGAUAUUUUUGAACAGGUGGCACAUGCACUAUAACAGUCGAUUGAAUAGCGGAAUCGAUGCUGCAGCUGGACUCUAUAGGGCACAAUGUAACGUGCUGUACAGUGGUCGGAGGGCGAAAACACAUUUAGCCAAUUCUGAGUGUAUGACAAAGGUGAUGCUGAUGCAGAUGAUUUGGUGGCCUUUCAGGAAUGAUUUUUCAUGUGUUUUCAGAUGGAAAUACUACUGUUGCACAAUUUAUGUACAAAUAAAAUUUAA
Molecule: messenger RNA, 2597 nt
Organism: Anoplopoma fimbria (sablefish)
Lineage: Eukaryota; Metazoa; Chordata; Actinopteri; Perciformes; Anoplopomatidae
Product: protein FAM53C-like
Exons: 5
Coding region: 220-1455 (411 amino acids)
Biological process (GO): protein import into nucleus
Cellular component (GO): nucleus
Source: RefSeq, a predicted model, not a curated record